Molecule: messenger RNA, 2226 nt
Organism: Paramecium tetraurelia
Lineage: Eukaryota; Ciliophora; Oligohymenophorea; Peniculida; Parameciidae
Exons: 4
Cellular component (GO): cytoplasm
Source: RefSeq, a predicted model, not a curated record
AUGUGGCAAGAACAAAAUAGAAUUCCGAAAAUAGAAAGACAAGUCAAUCAUUAACAUGCCCCUCCAGAUUCCUUUUAAGGAUCAUUGAGUGAUUCAAGUAUUUGCAAUGUUGAUGACACCUGUAGAGAACAACAAGCUAUUGAAAUUAAACAAGUGACGUUGCAAAAUUUCCAAUCAAAUAAUAUCGAAAUUGUUUUACCCAAAAAGAAAGAGAAAAUAUUUAGUUCAAAAUUAAAAACCUGCUUUGUUGAUCAAUAAUAUGAAGAAAAUUUUAUAGUCAAUAAAAUGUAAACAGGAGUUUCUGAACACAUAACAAAAAACCCAUUUUAAAGCACUCAAUAACCAAUUAGAAAAUUGAGUGACAUACCGAGUGUUACUGAUAGGGAAUCAUACUCUAGACAAAAUAGUUAAAUCGAUUUACAUUCAUAAAAAGAAUCAAAACAAAAUAUCAAUUCAAUCAAAUAAGUUCCCAUUGCUGGUAAAAUUGAUAGAUCCAAAGUUGCUGCUAGCUAUAGUUAACUGGCUUCAAAGUUAUACUAUGCUGAUUAAUCUCCUUAAAUCAUCAAUAACCCACAGAAACUAUAACAAAAGGCUCUAAUUGUUCACUAAUCGUUGAAUAAACUCAAUGUGGCUCAAAGUAAUUUAUAGUCUUCUCUAAAUAUUAACAAUUGUUCGCCAAAAUCUUCUAAUUAAAAAUAUGUAUUGUCUGAAUAAAGCGAGUGCUUUUAAGAUUUACUCAAAGAUAAAAAGCAACCCCAAUAAUCAACACAAUAAUCCCAAACCUAAUAAGACUAAUCCCAUCGAUAAAUUGAAAAAAUCUUAUCUGACAAUGAGAUUCUUUUUAAAUAAGUUAAUAAUGGCAAAUAAUAAAUCUUUACUGAAGGUAUAAAAAGCGAAGCCAAUAUACUCAGACAACCAAUAAUUGCAUUUAAGAAACACAACACAAUCGUUAAUUUCAAACAUGUUAUUUAGAGCAUGCUUAAUAAUGAUGUCUCUAAAUUCUAAAUGCUAAUGAAAGAUAGUAAAUUUUCCUAUCUAAAUCAACAUGACAUCUUAGGCAAUACGAUUCUAAUAACUGUAAUUAAAUUAUAUGGAUUUCACAAAAAAUAUGACGAAUUACUGAAAGAAGUAUUAAAAAUGAAUCCAGAUCCUUUUAUCAAAAAUAAACUAACUGGAUGGUCAGCUAUGGAUGAAUCCCUUUCUUAAAGAUCAAUAUAUGCAACGGCCUUAUUAUUUCAAUAAUGUUAUAGGAUUAAAAGAAAUGAGUUUGUAAACCAAUUUUAUCAAUUGUCAACCGUAUUAUAAUAGGUUCCCAAUUUUUAAUUAGAUAUGAAUUGGAAUUUUGACAGUCCCUUACCCUUCAUUAAAUUGUUGGCUCCUAAUGACACCAUUAAAUUAUACAAAUAUAAAUAAUAAUUGAGAUUGGAUAGUACACUUGUAGGUUUUUCGAAACUGUAAUGCAAACGAAGAAACAUGUCUCUGUUGUUUAAACAAAAUAAAUUAUAUUAAAUUAAUAGAUCCAAUCAAUUUUACACAGAUCCAUUAGAGGAAUUAGAUACUGAAGAGAAAAAAUUAAUUAUAUAUGAUAUUUUACACAGUGAACCAGUUAGCGGAGCAUUGGAUAUAACCAGUUGUACAAUCAAAUAGUGUGUGGACUGGAGAGGCAGAAAGAUAAUUGAAUAAGUAGGACAAUAUUCUUGUGAGAAAUAGAGAUUUGAUUUAAAGAUCACAUAUAAAAGUUCUUAUUUGAAGAAAAAUAAUGAUACUCAAAUUAAAUUUGCUGUCGAGAGAGAGCUCUAUGAAGAGUGGAUAUUAAACGAUGUCUCACCUAAUACGGAUUUGCUAUUAAAUUAGAAACCUAAGGAAUAGAAUGAAACUAGAACAAUAUCCCUUUGGAUUUGCAAGAAUCAUUCACUUCAAUUUAAGGAUUUUGCCAACAUUGUGUCUCUAUUGGCCAAAGGAAAUCAUUUAAUGGAAAAAUUAAAUGGGUUGUUUCAACGACCAGAGAUGCAGGAGAUUAUUGAAUUGAAUGGAUUUCCAAUUAAGGUGCAGAUACCCUUUCAAUUUUCAAUACAUGCUACAAUUUAAUGCUGCAAUUUUGUAUCUUUAGAAAAUGCUGAAGAGUUGUUUACUAUCCCGAAUAUUAAAUAUUUGCCUAGGAAGGAGGCAUAAAAAAUACUUCAGACGAAAAAAAAGAGAUUAUUGCUGGCGAAUCUAUAUUUGUGA